AUCGAUAUGACGGACGUCGAUGUCCCGAACACCACUGCUCACUGCUAGGUACCGACGAGCAAUCGUUGCUUUUGCAGAUUAUUUGAUUUUCGUUCUAGUGUGGAGCAAAUCAUCGGUCACUGCAAGUCAGUUCACUAGGUGCUGAGCGCAUGCAGACAACACUGCGGCUUCGAAGACAUCUUGCAGUCUCCAUAUCUCCACUACCAGCAGCUGUUGUCGGACAUGUGAACGGUUGAGUCUUUCUGGCCGAUUUGAAAAGUUUUUUUCUUGCCAUUUGUUCCGUCGAAUAAGUUUGAAGCUGAAUAUUUGAUCGCGCCAUCAGCUAGCUGUGUGGAAGGCACGAAGAGGACGGGUGGUAGAAAUAUUGCGGGCCGUCCGGUAGUCCUGGACCUGGUGGCCGCACUGCCUUCCUCCGUGUUGUCGCUGGUCGGAGCGAUUGCCGGUUUCUGGCACAUUGUUGUGUGUUAGCGGGCGCACCUCUGUGUGCGGCUGUUGCUGAGCUGCUGUAUAAUGGAUAUCCGAUCAUGUCCGAGCUGGAGGAGAUGUUCGUCCGGACUGCGUCUUGUGAACACCGCUGUGGUCGUAUGCGUGGCAGUCCUGUUGGCUCAAACAACCUUCAUGCAGCCUUGCAACGCACAAACAAUCUUCAACUUUGUCAACUCCGACCAAGCCAUUGUACGUGAGAACACGCUCAUUGGAACUAGCGUUAUCCAGCUACUGACCGAAGUGCCUGUCAAUGGCUUCUACCUUCAAACCGGAGGAACACCAUUCACCGUUGAACAGUGUACCGGCGUAGUGGAAGUGAGCGGUCCCAUUGACAGAGAGAGACAAGCCCAGUACACUCUGGAGAUCGAAGGCAACAGCAGUGCAUCUUUCGGAGCUCAGCAGCUGUUUGUGACGGUGCUGGACGUGAACGACAACAAACCGGGGUGUGCGUCGCCGAGCUAUUCCGUCAACGUAGCCAGCAAUCACGUUCCACUGUCCGCACUGCAGUUUGAACUGGGCAGUGACUGCGUAGACCUGGACCAGGCUGGUACAAGCAACAGCCGGAUUACCUAUGUCAUUGUGUCCGGUAAUGACCGGGACUACUUCAGGAUCUCUGCACUGACAGGUCAGCUGACACUGCUGAAAAGCGUUCAGGCAGCCUCGGCCCCCAAGUCAUUUACGCUGGUGGUGGAGCUAGUAGACGACGGUGUUCCGCGGCUGUCAAGUCGUGUCACUCUACAGAUCACGGUCACGCCGUCUAACGUCGGAGCGCCUGUCUUCAAUGCCUCGUCCUAUGCCUUCUCAGUCCCAGAAAACGAUGUGGAUGUAUUUGGCACCGUGUAUGCUGUUGACCCGGACAUAUCACCCUUUAACCGGGUGACCUACCGCUUGAAGGCGGAGCAUGACGACAUCCGAAUUUCCCCGUUGACUGGAGCACUACACUUGAACCGUUUGUAUGACUACGAGCGUGACCCGACCAUGUUGUCAGUGGAGGUCGUAGCCACAGACAGUGCACCAGUCUACACGCAGCUGUCUAGCUCAGCUACCGUCACGAUAACCAUUGUCAAUGUCAACGAGGAUCCUAUGUUCGUGAAUCCUCUGUCUAACAUUACAGUGUCCGAGGUUGCAGCUGUCAACACAAGCAUUGGUCAAUUCCAGUGCCAAGAUGUUGAGCCGGGAACUCUAUACUACUCCAUACUACCGGCUGUGUCCGACUCGGCACAUCUUUUCAGCAUUAAUUCGAGGAAUGGCACGCUCAGUGUUGCUAGUCCGCUCAACGCAGACAUACUUACCAGCUACUACCUGGUGAUUGGCUGCACGGACGCAGGGAGUCCGCCACUCAGCACCACCACUCGUGUCCAUGUUAUCCUGGAACCUGUCAACGAACACUCGCCAAUUUUCAACUCCUCGUUGGGGGGCUACGUGUUCUACCCUGCUGAAAACACACCGCCAGGAACAACAAUCGGUGCAAUACAUGCUGAUGACAAGGACACCGGUGUGCAGGGUAAAGUAUUCUACUCGCUCGCACCACCAUCGGCAGUCUUCUCCCUGAACAACGCCACUGGCGAUCUACAAGUAACGGGAUCGCUGGAUUAUGAAACUCAACCAACCUAUUCCCUGACUGCUGUAGCAAGUGACCGGGCACAGGCGCCGUCAGUACAGCGCACGACUACAACAUCGAUAGCCGUGAACGUCGUCGAUUUAAACGACAACAUGCCCAUGUUCUCCAUGCUGAGCUACAGCAUGACAAUCACAACUUCGUACGCGCAGGGCCAGAGCGUUCUGGCCGUGUCCUGCUCCGACGUUGAUACGCAGGACAAGGGAGAGAUCCGCUACUUCUUCACUUCUAAAUCCUUUGCUUCGCUCAACUUUGGUAAAUUCCAGGAAAUGAUUGACCUGGAUAGUAGCACUGGCCUGCUUUUUGUCAAGGAUAGCAGCAAGCUGGUAGCAGACACUUUCUUGGUCAACAUCGGAUGCCAGGACAAGGUCUUUCAAAAGGCUAAUGCUGAUGUUUCCGUAACAAUCCGUCAGUCGAUACCGAACCUGCACUCACCGUUGUUCAAUCAGGUCUCCUACAACAUCUCGGUCCGUGAGAAUACAACUGUCGGCACUGUCCUGACGACAAUACGUGCUAAUGAUUCGGAUGCUGGCUUGGCCGGCAACAUCAUCUACUCGCUGCAAGGCGCCGACACAGAUGUGGUCAGUAUUGAUAAUCAGACUGGUCAGCUCACCUUGGCAACGCCACUCGACUACGAACAGAAACGCGGCUACUCGCUACUGGUGAAUGCCUCUGACCAAGGUGACAGGGUUGGUUCUGCCAGCCGAUCGACGGCCGUACCUGUUAACAUCAUAGUGCUAGACUACCCAGAUCCUGGCUUCCUCCAGCAUGUGUACACAUUUAGUGUAAAGGAAAACGAUCUGCCUGUCCUUCCGAUCGGCAAUGUAAGAUGUUUGGAUCAAGAUGGCUUCGGAUCCAGCAGUUCAGCUGUCAUCACCUAUCAGACAAUCGGUACAACGGAAUUCCUGGUCGAUAGUCUGACCGGUGCUAUUACUCUCAGGGUAGCGCUUGAUUACGACACGAUUCGGCAGCACAAUUUCACUGUGACCUGUCAGCUGAGCAACGUAGUGGGCACUGCAACAGUCACUGUCGACGUACAGCCCGAAAAUGAGCAUUCACCAAAGAUCACUGCCCUACUGGCCAACACAACUGGUUUUAGACCUGGCUUCCGUUACAGCUUCUUAUCAAUGAAUGAAUUCUGGCCAGUUGGAUUUCCCAUUUUUAAGGCUCUGGCAACCGACACGGACAGUGCUGAUACACCCGAUGGACAAGUCUACUUCAGAAUGACCCAGCGCAUCACGCCAUCCAGCUUGCAGUCAAGGUUUAGCAACCUGCUUGCUCUUGACAACAUCACGGGUCAAGCCACGGUCGCGAUUCCCCUGCAGCAUAUCAAUGGUCUUGGCAUCUCAUUUCGCCUAUACGUGGUAGAUGGCAAAGGUAUGGAGUCGCUCAAAAUACCCAUAUAUACAAGCAUUCAGGAUACGAAUAACAAUGCGCCGAAGUUUGUUCCUUCGCUGUACAAUGCUUCAGUCCCUGAAGAUAGUACAGUGGGUACGCCAAUAACGCCCGUGGAGUGUGUAGAUGGUGAUGUCCUGACGCUGUCUCAUGGCAAGUUGUCUAUGCAGUUCACUGGUGGCAACAGUCAUGGCUACUUUGAAUUGGACGUUGGCGCGGCGUCGCAGGCUAGCUACGCAAACACUACCUUAAAGGCUGUCGUCAAGCUGAAAAAGUCCAUAUACAGAGUGCCAGCUGCCCACUUUUCAGACUUGAAGAUCACAUGCUCUGACAGUGGUACGCCGUCGUUGAAUGGCUCGGCUGACGUCGUGAUCAACGUGCUGCCUAUUGACCUAUUCCAACCCGUCUUCACGGCCACCAGCUACGCCUUCAAUGUCUCGGAAGGUCUGGAGGUUGGCGGUGUGGUUGGCAGAGUGGCAGCGUCCGACAACGACACCAAUCCGCUGUAUAACACUGUACGCUACAGGCUGGUGAACGCCGCCGGUCUGGAGAUCAGUGACUACUUUAGGAUCAACGCAUCCUCGGGUGUGGUAACGCUCAAUCGAAGUUUAGACUCUGAAUCGACCAAGCAGCACUUGGUGCGAGUCGAAGCCUCUGACGGGACAAGACCAUCCUUUAGCACCAUCACGAUCAAUGUCAUCGACGUUAAUGACAACCCACCAGCUUUCACACGGCAGAAUUACUCAGUGACCGUGCCUGGCACCUCGCAGCUUGGCUUCGUGGUCCUGGUGUUGUCUGCUACGGAUAGAGACACCACCGGCGUGCUGAGCUACAGUGUAUCUAGCGGCACUGCACUACCUAGCUGGCUAUCACUGGCUGCUAGUACGGGUGUUAUCACCCUGACCGCCCAUCCACCGGCAGGACUACAGUCCACAAGCUUCCAGGUCAUGGUCAGUGAUGGACGGCCGGGUGUCUUUUCCAACGCCACGGUUCACAUCACGUUGUUCGACGCGGCAGACAUACCGCUCUUCACUGACAACCAGUACCUAUUCUACGUUGUUGAGAACACACCCGUUCCACCUGGUGGCUUGCAGCUGACAGACGACACGAUCACGGCAACCUCGCGCAUACAACCUCUCCUCUACUCGAUUGUAGCUGGAAAUGUCCUGUCAACGUUCUCACUUCGGCCGAACAGCGCACUUUUCUUUCUAGAUCGCAUGCUGGAUCGCGAGAGCAUACCAGUGUACCUGCUUAAGAUACAGGCCGAUGCAGGCAAGGGCAUCAUUGGUCAGUCUUUGAUUGACGUGCGUGUUCAGGAUAUCAACGACAAUGCACCGUCACCCGCAGAACCCGUGCAAACGGUAACACUUCUACCCAGCCAUUCCACAACGGUGCCCGUGGCAACUGUCCAGUGUACAGAUCCUGACAACGGCAAUAACGGUACCGUCACCUACCACAUACUGAGCGGAAACGAGCGCGGACACUUCGCACUGAAUUCCACCACAGGACAGGUCAAGCUGACGCGGGUCGUCAAGGACAACGUCUUCAACAUAUCUUACACCAUGGACGUGCAAUGCGCGGACAUGGGCACACCGCACAGCCUCAGCAACACGUUCCAACUUGUCAUCGAUAUUGACUUCAAGAACGAAGCACCCGUCUUCAUUCCAGAUCGACUGAGCAUGAAUAUCUCUGAGAGUCUACCAGUGUUGGCCACCGUGUACGCAGUAACGGCUGGUGAUCCAGACAAUUACCAGUACGGCAGGGUUUCAUACAGCAUAACUAGUGGUAACACGAAUGGUGACUUUGCUGUUAACCCGGCUACUGGUAGCAUCACUGUAGCUAAGACACUGGACAGAGAAACAACUAGCUCGUACACACUGGUGAUUGAGGGCAGGGAUGGUGCGCCGAGACCUCUGUCCGACUUCUUCACACUGUCGCUCAGGAUCACGGACGUGAACGACAACCGUCCGACGUUCAAUCCCGGCUCCACCACGUUGGAGCUACGCAGCCGUCUACCUGUGAACUCAGUUGUCUAUACACUGGGUGUCACCGACGCUGAUCUCGGUACUAAUGCUCAGUUUCAGCUAAGCCUUAACAGUGGAAACGCAGACAGCACGUUCUAUCUGAACUCAACAAGCCGGCAACUCAUCCUGGCCAAGCCGUUUAACCGAACGUUGAAUCCAUCGUUCUUCCUCACCAUCAGAGCAACGGAUUUGGGAAGUCCACCGCUUGCCUCGAAUCCAGACUUCGCAGCCACGGUUAACGUACUUGGUUCAGCACCGGUCUUCAAGAACACACCGUACCAAUUGACACUGGAAGACAAUCUAGCCGUGCAAUCGCAUGUUGUUACCGUGCUAGCCGAGGACUCUGACACCAGCGACUCUUCGUUCCUCUUCUACGACCUAGUCAGCGGCAACAUCGACAUGACAUUCUCUCUAAGUCGCUGCACAGGGGAGAUCACGCUGUCUAAACCUAUCAACGCUGGCAUCACCAGCCAGUACACAUUGAUUGUGUCAGCCGCUGUACGUGGACAGACAGCACUGGCUACGAAUACCACCGUCGUCGUUGAUAUUGUGGAUAAGAACGAAGCACCGCAAUGCCAGAACGCAACCUACAACAAACAGGUCUAUGAAGGCAUCAGUGAUCUUGGCCGCGUCGUGUGUGUAGACCGUGAUGUUCUCAACAAUAGUCUCUUCACAUACAUGCUAUCUGAUACGCAUGGCAAUGAAAUUUUCAUCGACUCGCUCACCGGAGACUUGAAGCUGCCGCGUGUCAUUCACGUCAGCACACGAACAUGUUACAACACCACCAUUAUUGUCCAGGACAAAGGAUCUCCGCCGCUGACCACUCGCAUUCCCAGUCAGGUGUGUGUGCUGCCAAGGAUUCAACUCGCACCUGCCAGUCGAGCUGUGACUGUGUCCGAAGCAACGCUCAGCAACACUCUGCUGGAAACAUUCACGGCCGUGGACCUUGCGGACCCCAGCGCUACGCCCAGCUACUCAAUCACAGCAGGAAAUGUUGGCGAUGUGUUUGCAAUUGACAGCGUCGGUGAGGUAGUGCUCUCUGGUCGUCUCGACUUCGAAAUUCUCACUACAUACAACUUGACCAUUCAAGCGUAUAGUAACUCUGCGACGGCGUCUCUGUCCACGGCGUCCUCACAGCUGCUGGUGACGGUGCUAGAUAGUAAUGACAAUGCCCCGGUCAUAUCUCCAAGCCACUACGUUGCAACAUUCAACGAGUCAGUGCCACGCGACACUAUCAUCACCACAUUCCAAUGCACGGACAAGGAUAGCGACAGCAACGGCAGAACAAGCUUCUCCAUCGCGCAGGGUAAUCAGCUAUCGGCGUUCAUUGCCAACGCAACAUCCGGCCAGGUUAUCCUCAACGAACAGCUUGAUUACGAGAACAGCACGCAGCGGUCGUUCCAACUAACCGUGCGCUGUUCUGAUUCGGGUACGACCAGCCUGUUCAGCCUUGCUACACUGGUGAUACAAGUCACUAAUGUAAAUGAGCACCCUCCGGCAUUUGUCGGCGCUGAUGCGUACCAUAGAACGGUCAGCGAGUCGGCUCCAAUUGGGGAGAGGCUGCUUUCAGUGUCAGCCGUGGAUCUUGAUCAAGACAUCGUCAAAUACAGCUUGGUAACAUCUGGUUCAUCUCCCCUGCCUUUCACAUUGGACAGUCAACUUGGACGCAUACUCGUCUCUCAGUCUCUUGACUAUGAUGUACAGAAUGAGUACACGCUGACAGUGCAAGCAACUGAUGGUAGCUUAUCGACAUUGGCCACAGUCAACAUCACGGUCAGCGAUGCUAACAACCAUGUGCCUGAAUUCAACCAGAGUGUCUACAAUGUUGUAGUCCAGGAAACCUCUGCGGUGCCCUAUGCGUUACUCACGGUCGCCUGCUCUGAUGGAGACCAUGGUUCUAAUGCCGCCCUGAACUAUACAAUACUCCGCGGCAGUCACAGUAGCUAUGUCAGUAUUGACUCGACCGGCCACAUUCAGCUGGUUAGAGCAGCGGACUUUGAGACCCUGUCGAGUUUCUCUGUUGAACUACAAUGCUUUGAUCACGGCACUCCACAACUGUCUUCAACAGCCGUGAUGUACGUGCAGAUUCUUGGACGUAACGAGCACACGCCGGCGUUUAGCUCCAGCCACUACAACGUGUCCGUUCCGGAGACCUUCCCGCAGGGAUCUGCUGUGACGGUCGUGACUGCAACGGAUAACGACAAGGGAGCGGACGGCAGCGUAACAUUGUCUCUGGUACCCGGGCCAGGUUCUAGCCUUUUCCAGCUGAUCAGUGCAUCCGGCGAGCUGGUGCUCAGUCAAACGCUCGACUUUGAAACCCAGCGGGUGUUCUUUCUCACAGUGAGCGCUACAGAUGCUGGCGGUCUGCAGUCCAAUGCCAGUCUGACAGUGAAUGUGAUCGACGUCAACGAUAUACAGCCCUUGUGCAAUCCUAUACACGUGGACGUUGGUGUCAUGGAGACGGCACCUACAGGUUCUCUUCUAACUCAAUUGCAAUGUACCGACGGCGAUGCUGAAGAUGCACAGUUGGCGUAUUCGUUCUCGCCACCUGGCAGCAGCGGUAGUGCCCUAUUCCAAGUAAACAGCACAGGAGCUGUGCUGACAAAGGCACCGCUGGAUGCUGAUCAACAAGCUGUAACUACGUAUGACUUGACAGUGGCAGUGCAGGAUGGAGUCCAACACACGGUAACUGUCACCAUACGUGUACGCAUACUGCCUGUCAACGAGUUCCCGCCCGUGUUCUCAAUGCCCGUCUAUUCCGCCAGCGUCCGCGAAGACCUUGCCGUCAGCAGUGUUGUCCUGAGCGUCAACGCUACCGACAAAGAUGCAGGUGUUGACGGCAUGGUAGUGUAUUCAUGGCUUGGACGUUCAUCACUAACCGUGGAUCAUUUCCGCCUGGAUGCCAGCACAGGUGCCAUUCAGCUAGUAACCAGUCUGGACUAUGAGACUGACAAGAAGACAUACAGUUACACAGUCGUUGCAACAGACCGCAGCAGCAGCAGCAGCAGCAGCACAGCUGGACAACGCAAUGCCACAGCACGCUGCGACAUCACACUGGCCGAUGUCAACGACAACGCUCCAAUCAUAACCAAGCCCGACCAGACGUUCACCAUCUCCGCUAAUCAAACUGGCGGAGAGCUGGUGGCGGCGCUGCAAGUGACCGACGCCGACUCUGCUCCAUUCUCCCAGCACACCUGUACUAUUGUCAGGGGCAACACUGGCAAUCUGUUCUCAUUGACUGGAGAUCUGAAUGUGAUCAUCAGCCCUAGCAUUAGCUCAGUCAGUACUGUACAGACCAGCGGUCCUGUCAAUAUUGAUAUCCAGUGUGUCGAUAGUGGAGAUAGUCUUCUGAAUAGCAUGCGGCAGAUUCUGAUCACUAUCACCGAAGUCAACCUGCAUCCACCGGUGUUCAAUGCCACUAUCAUCCUCAACAUCACGGUUCCAGAGAACGUCAGCGUCAACACUGCCGUCCUGACUGUGCACGCAACCGACCCUGAUGACGUCUCCAAUCCGAUCCGCUAUACACUGUCACGAGGCAACACGGGCAGUGCGUUCUCUUUGGAUGCCAGCUCUGGUGUGCUGCAAGUAGCGCGCAGUCUUGACCACGAGCAGCAGGCAACGUACGCCAUGACGAUCACAGCUGCCGAUAGCUCCAGCGGCGUGUCACGCCAGUCCUUUGCCACUGUGUAUGUGACGGUGGAGGAUUUGAAUGACAACUUGCCUGUACUCACGCCCAGCUCGCAAACCAUCAGCAUCGAUGAAGGCAAGCCUGCUGGCAGCUAUGUAGGUCAGGUAACGUGCACAGAUGCUGAUUCUUCCAGUAACGGCCAGACCACGGUAUACGUUGUUGCUGGCCAGCCACAUGUCUUGCUGGUCAAUAGUACUGGUGCCAUGUCGCUAAAUCAUACGCUGAAUUACGGCCAGCAAUCAACAUACUUCAUCACUAUGAUGUGUUCUGAUGGCGGACUGCCAAGCAAGUCCACCACGGCCCGUGUGGUGUUGCUUGUCAUUGCCGGCAAUAGGAAUGCACCUGUGUUUCAGAAUGCAUCGUAUUCGGCUACGUACCGUGAAGACGUAUCUGUGUCGUCAGCACUGGUGACGGUGAAUGCAACGGAUGCAGACAGCGGCAGUGCCGGAGAGUUGGUGUACACCCUGAUAAGCUCGGAUGGCGGUGCCUUCUCGCUUGGCCAGAGGUCUGGUGUCCUGUCCUUGCUGGCCUCGCUGGACUAUGAAAAGCAGCGUGUGUAUCACCUCGUGGCAGAGGUCAACAACCCUGUACCUUACCAAUGGUCAUGCUCGCAGUUCAGCCAGAGUCAGUCUUGCCCAUUGCGGGUCAACAUCACUAUAACUGUGUCUGAUGUGAACGACAACACACCACGCUGCAUCACUUCACAGUAUAACAUUCGACUGAACGAGACCGUCCCCGUCGGUACUCAAGUGCAAACGCUAACAUGUUCUGAUGCUGAUGAAGGUCUCAAUGGUCUGCUCUCGUACUCCCUGUUGGGUAGCAUCAGCCAGAAUCCCGGCAACUCAUUCGACGUCAACGCCACCAGUGGGGCAGUGUAUGUCAAGUCACCACUUGACAAGCUGCUUUCAACAUUCUACAACAUAUGGAUUGAAGUGCAGGACAGCAGUGGCAGUGGCAGCCGUCUUUCAACAAGGAUCUUUGUCUACGUUGAAGUCAUACCGGUCAAUCUGUACCGGCCAGUGUUUGCACAACCAGCCUACUCUGCAGCCAUCAUUGAGAAUGCACCGAUCGGCAGUACAGCGCUGCAGGUCAAUGCUACCGACGCUGAUCAGCAGACUAUCACGUACUCCCUGGGCACGCCCAGCACACACUUCCUUGUGCAGGCAUCGACCGGUGAAAUACUGACGUCUGGACGCCUGGAUCGCGAGGUGACCGCCUUCUACCAGUUAAUUGUGCGUGCCUCUGAUAACAGUCAGCCUGUGGCAUUCAUUAGCCAAACCACUGUCAACAUCACCAUACUGGACUACAAUGAUCACGUUCCAACUUUCCAGCCAGAGUUUUACAGCCAGCAGUUCAACGAGACACCUGCCAGUGGUACUGCCGUGCCGCUGAUACAACUCUCCUGUACGGAUGGUGAUCAGGCAGGGACUAACAACACCAAGCUAUCCUACAGGAUCAUCGCUGGAAACACGUCGAUGUUCCAGGUAGGCAGCACCGGCUUGGUAAGCUUAGCUCCAGCAGCUCAACUCGACUAUGAACAACAGAGGAGCCAUGGCCUGACUAUAGAAUGUUCUGAUGCCGGUCAGCCAAUGCUGUCGUCUAACGCUAUCAUUGUUAUUGGUGUAUUGCCCGUCAAUGAGUUCUCACCCGUGUUUGCACAGCCAUCGUACGACUUGAGCAUAGCUGAGAAUGCUGCUGUUGGUCAAACCGUUACCACACUGACAGCUAUGGAUGGUGACAGUGCGGCUGGACCCGACGGAAAACUUACCUACAAAAUCAUCUCUGGCAAUUCAGCAGGCAUCUUCUUUCUGGACGAGAUCUCCGCAGCAUUCGGCAUAAGCAGACAGUUAGCAGCCAGUGAUCCUCGUCGCUACAGUCUCACUGUCCGUGCUAUGGAUGGCGGUGGUCGGAGUAGUGAUGCCACGGUGCACGUCAACGUCACCGACUUAAACAACAACGAUCCGGAGUGCUCCAAGAGAACGUACAGUUUCAAGGCGGCGGAGAACGUCACUGGUCGUGUCGAGGUCGGCCGACUGUCCUGCACCGAUCGUGAUAUCGGUGCCAGCUCCACGCUGCGCUACACAAUAUCAGCUGGGGAUACGAGCAACCAGUUCUCCAUUGAGAACAGUACGGGCAGAGUGUACGUCGUACCGCCUCUGAACAGAGCGCGUCAGGCCGUCUACAGUCUUGUCAUCAUCGUUGCCGAUCAAGGUUCCGUGCCACGCUCUAUACAGAUCAACGUCUUGGUUGAGGUACUGGCUGUUAACCGCUUUCAACCGGCCUUUGUCAACGCACCUUACAACGUAUCCGUGCCAGAGAAUGCACUCUCCGGAACACUGCUUCUGAACAUCACAGCGCAGGAUGCUGAUUCCGAUGAAUACGGCCAGGUGACGUACAGCAUUGAGUCAGGCAAUGAUGGUAACGCAUUUGUACUGGAUGCGGCCACUGGCUCGGUGUAUGUAUCCAAUACGCUGGAUUGGGAAACUCAAAGCACCUAUCUACUAACUAUCAAAGCCAGUGACGGUGCUCCAGGGUCGCUGCAGCUGUCCUCCACCACUACACUCAGCGUAACGGUUAUCAACAUCAACGAUAACGCGCCGACAUUCUCCCAGCCUAUCUACGCCGUAUCGCUGGCACUUAGCACCGGCAUUGGUUCCCCAGUCACACAGGUGUCUUGCAGUGAUAAGGACAGCGGCGCAUCCAGCAGUGCAGCUGCAGCUACGUAUGCCAUUACAGGCGGCAACACAGACGGUGCGUUCAGUCUAAACUCCACGUCUGGUGUGGUGACCGUGCAGAGCUCUCUGCUCAGCUUGCCCGGUGCAUUCGUCAUCACAGUUCAGUGCACUGACAUGGGACCCGGGGCACGGCAGUCUGCACUGGCAACCAUUGCCAUUGUGCUGGAGAGCAAGAACAACUUUGCGCCGGUCUUCACACAGACACGCUACGCCGUGAACGUAUCCGAGUCGGCAGGUACGGCACACCAGGUGGUCCGUGUGUCUGCCAGUGAUGCUGACGCAGGUGAUAGUGGGGAAGUUACCUACAGCAUUCAGUCUGGCAACGCACUCAACACUUUCUUCAUUGACCCCGAUUCAGGUAAUAUCUCUCUGGUGACGACACUCGACCGUGAAACAACGCCAUCCUAUCUUCUCGAGGUGCAGGCCAGCGAUGGUGGUGUUCCUCCCAACGUCAGUGUAGCCUUUGUCUCAAUUUCGGUUUUGGAUAUCAAUGACAACACGCCAGUGUUAUCACCACAGGUCAUUGCUCUUACGCCAUAUUUGGAUGACACGACUCUACCAAAGCAGCUUCUAUCACUCACCUGUACCGAUGCUGACUUUGCACCACAACUAUCGAUCAGUUUGAAUUCAAGUGACAGCACGGUCGUAUCCGCACUCCAGGUCUUGCCCAAUGGCCAGGUAUCUCAGCAGUCCUAUGUGUCACCGGGUAGCUAUCGCAUUACAGCCGUAUGCAGUGACGGAGCACUCACGUCACGCACGACCACCAUCUCACUGACAGUCAACCCCAGUGCCGUGCGCGUACCGGCGUUCCAACAGAGCCUGUACAACAUUCCAGUGAUUGAGAAUCGGCCGCUGAGCAGCGAGCUGUUGACACUGCAACUGCAGAACUCCCCGCCCACCGGCAUGUAUGCGUUCUCCAUCACCAGUGGCAACAUUGGCAAUCAUUUCCAGAUCGGCUCACUGACCGGAGAGCUGCAUCUACUAGGCACAGUUGACCGGGAGGUGCGAUCGCUGUAUGACCUGACUAUCACUGCUUCUCCAGCUUUCCUGUUCAACGGUUCAGUAACGACGUCCACUACACAGGUACGUAUCACUGUUACCGACGUCAAUGAUCAAACACCGACCUUUGUCUCCCGUCUUGUCAUUGCCACUGCCAACGAAAGUGCACCCAUUGGCUCAACACUGGCCUCACUGCAGUGUACAGAUGCUGAUCAAGCAGGUACGGACAAUGCCAGGACUGCACUCUCCAUCAUAACUGGAAAUGCAAAGAGUCAGUUUGGUCUGCGUCCGGGCAGGGUGCCGGCCAUCACUGAGCUGUGGUUGCAGAGAGCUCUCGACUACGAGACUAGCACUUUCCACAGCAUCUCGGUCAAGUGCCAAGACAGUGCUAGCCCAGUGCUAUCGUCAACAGCCGUGGUGGCACUGACCGUGACACCGAUCAAUGAGAACGAGCCGGUGUUUGGCCCGGAGUUCAACAACACAGUGUUCAACACCAGUGUGUAUGAGAAUGUGACGCUCGGCACGGUUGUCAUAACCGUCAGUGCUGUGGAUGCCGAUGUCGGUGGCUCACAUUCCGAUAUACAGUAUAGCCUCACUGGUGGUAGCGGAGUGUUUGUCAUCGACAGCCAGACCGGUGCUAUUCGUCUUCAGAGGGCGCUCGACGCUUCCAAGACAAACUAUUAUGUUCUGACUGUAACAGCUAUGGAUAACGUCAUUGGUGGUGCCGGGUCAAAGUCAUUCUCGUCCCAAGCCGUGGUUGGCAUAGCCGUGCUGGAAGCUAGGCAGGACCAUCGGCCUGUUCUCGUACCGGAAACACUUGAUCUGCAGGUGAACGAGAGUACUCGUGUUGGUACCGUACUGGCUAAGUUCACAUGUACAGAUGGAGAUGGUGACAGCACACUCGUGCUCAUACCCACUACACAGCCACACCACAGCCUUGUCAGUGUGAAUGCGGCCGGUGAUCUGGUGUUGGCGCAGGCACUGGAUUAUGAGAACACCACCUCCUAUUCCGUGCGCGUAACCUGCACGGAUCAGAGAGCACAGCCGCUGAUAGACAUCAGCAGUGUCACGAUCAACGUGCUGCCUGUCAACGAAUACACACCCACAUUCAAUGCAACCAGUUACCGCGCAAGCGUGCCUGAAGACACCGGCGUGGGAAGCACCGUUGUGCAGGUGUUUGCGACAGAUCUGGAUGCAGGCAACGACGGAUCAUUUGAAUACAGCAUCGUGUCAGGAAACGAGGACAACACAUUCCGCUUCUUCCAGGGCUCCAUCCUCGUUGAUCAGCCGUUGGACUAUGAGAAUGUGCAGGAGUAUGACCUGGUUGUGAGUGCCACUGAAGAUGUGUCGUCUGAACGCUACUCCACCAGGACACAGGUUACAAUCACUGUGGUGAAUGUCAAUGACAACACUCCAGCCUGUAGUCCUAGUCUGAUCCGGGUCAUCAUUCCAGCAAAUGCUGGCACUGGCUACAGUGUCGCUACGCUGAACUGCACAGAUCCUGAUGACACGGUGAUGGAUACUGGCAAUAGCAGCAGCAGCAGUACUCCUGGAUCAGCACCGUAUCUGAACUACACAAUCGUAUCCGAUGAUACACGGGCAUUUGCGGUAUCACCCGGUGGAGAAUUGCAGCUGCUGUCUCAUGUUUCAAGCCGCACUGAGCAACACCUGCAGGUUCAGGUACUGAUCAGGGACUUAUGGACGCCAAGUAGAAACUCCACCGUUCUUGUCAUCAUUACUGUACUUGGUCGUGCCGAUGCUUCGCCGAUGUUUGAGCAGCCAUUGUAUUCAGCUAAUGUCUCCGACACAUCGGCUGUCAAUACAUCCAUCGUCAGAGUGCGUGCUACAGAUGCUGAUGUAGGACAGACGAUCACCUACAGCCUCAAUGCCAGCAAUCCUAGUGAUCUACAAUUCUUUGCCGUGCAUCCCCAGUUCGGCUUGGUGUACUUGUCGGAAUCUAUCCGCUCCACAUCCUCAGCUACUCGUACCUACAGCUUGGUGGUUGUUGCCACGGACAACGGAAUUCCUGUUCGGCGUACCACCUCUAAUCUUGUGAUAUCGGUAUACAGAGGUGGUUUGCAGUUCCUGACGGUGCGACCACCGUUCGAAAACAUUGUCAUUCAGGAGAACACCACUGUCGGCGCUCACCUGGCCAAGCUUAACUGUACUGACAACCGUGGCCUGGCAAAUGCUCGUUUCCAGGUGAGUCUGGUAUCGGGCAACACACUGCAUACAUUCCGUGUUUCAAGCAACGGCGUGUUAUCGCUUUUCAAGCCACUCAACGACUCCGUACUCAAGUAUUCAUUGUCUCUGCUCUGCUUUGAUGCUGACCUACCGUCUCGACAAACUGCAACGUCAUUCGUGCAAGUGGUGGUCGUGCCUCUCAACAACCAUGCCCCCGUGUUUGACCAGUCUGUAUAUAAUGCCAAUGUAUUGGAGACGGCAGCAUUGGCACAUUACGUCACCACAGUGCAUGCUCAUGACCAAGACUACGGGUCUCAUGGUCAACUGCAUUACUUCAUAGUAGCCGGAAAUACGAACGACGACUUCUUCCUGGACGAGUUCACCGGCGUGUUGAGUGUCAGUGGGUCACUGGACAGAGAGACUGUAGCAAUGUACAGGCUGGGCGUGCAGGUCACCGAUACGGAUGCCAACGGUGCAGUACUCACGGCCUCGGCAUCUGUGUUUGUCAGCAUCACAGAUGUGAAUGAUGAACGGCCGGUGUUUGUCAAUGCCAUCCAGUACGUCAAAUUGCCGGAAGAUCUUGCCGUCGACACCGUUGUUGCGAAUGUCACUGCUUACGAUCAGGAUAUCGGAACGAACAGUGAUAUCACGUUCACGCUCACCUCUGGGAACGUUAACAACACGUUCCGAUUGAUUCAGUCUUCGAAUGAUACCGCCGACAUUGUACUUGCAGCUCCUCUGGCUGUUACAGAAGAUGAUGCCUAUCGUCUGGAAAUCACUGCACAGGAUGGCGGCUCAAGUCCAUUCACAGCCAAGGCGACAGUGUUCAUCGGAAUUGACGCCGUCAAUGACUUUGCCCCACAGUUCGCGCAGAGCGUCUACCAUGUUGAUGUGAAGGAGUUGACAGCUACGGGCUCAGCAAUAGUCACCGUGUCAGCUCGAGACGCUGAUCAGAUGGCACCUGAUGGCACUGUCAACUACCGCCUGCUCUCACACAGGAACGUUUUCUUCAUCAAAUCACGCACUGGUGAGAUCUUGCUGGACAGUACACUCGACUAUGAACUCACCCAGCAGUACAACGUGUCCGUGGAAGCAUUCGAUCUUGGUUCUCCGCCGCUCUCCACACGCUCAUGGCUGAUUGUUACUGUAGUAGAUGAGAAUGACAACUCACCUGCCUGUAGCAACGGUACAAUAAUACGCUACGUGAGAGAAGGCAACUACUCCAGCACGAGUGCGUUGGAGCUGGCCACGCUGGCUUGCCGUGAUGCCGACGCAGGGGCUAAUGCGAGGUUGACGUAUCGUCUUCUUGACACAACGACAGUGUUCAGCCUGAACAGUACCACCGGUGUAUUGUCAGUGGUGGGACUGCUCAACGCUAGUGUCGACAGGCCUUACUCACUGAGUAUUGUUGUUCAGGACAAUGGUGUACAGUCUCUAUCGUUUGAUGUCACAGCCAUCAUCGUAGUCAACCCUGUCAACGAUCAUGCUCCAGUUUUCACACAGUCCCGCUACUCGGCUAGUAUUGCAGAGGAUGCUCCCAUCGGAGCAACCGUGGCGCAGGUUACGGCAUCAGAUGAUGACACCGGCUUGUUUGGUGUUGUGUACUAUCAGCUUGUCAACAACAGUAGCCUUUCAUCCUCGCCAUUCUCUGUUUACAGUGAUAGCGGUUACAUCUAUCUAUGGAGCUCAUUGGACUACGAACGCACACCAUACUACGUGCUAAUGGUGGAAGCUUACAAUAUUGAUCCCCACACACAUCUGCAAGUCGGUGGCAUUGACAUGGCAACAGUCCGCAUCAAUGUCACCGAUGUCAAUGACAAUGCACCAGUCUUCUCUGAGCCUGAGUACAAUGUCAGCGUGAUGGAGAAUGGCAUGGCUGGCGAGGCUGUUGUCAGGAUCGAGGCCGUAGAUGCGGACACAGGUAGCAAUGCUAACAUUGUGUACAGAAUUGUCAGUGGUGAUACCAACAAUGCGUUCACAGUCUAUUCCAAUGGUUCCGUAGUAACAACACAUGGUCUGGACAAUGAGCAGGGAAAGUACUACCAACUUGUGAUACAGGCAAGUAAUAGACCCGGUAGCAUGUUGACCGAAGUUGCCAGCAGAUGUGUAGUGAACGUGCAGGUGGAGAAUGUCAACGACAAUGCACCGCUUAUAUCGCCACAGUACUACACUGUGUCGAUACCUGAGUCAUCACCACCCGGUACUGACGUGGUGCAUAUCAUAGCUACGGAUGCUGACAACACCCAUGGUGUGUUGAACCAGCUGCAGUACAGUGUUAGCUCAAUGGACGUCAGUGCCGGUACUUUCGUCAUUUCCAGCAGCGGACAGAUACGAACCAACGCCACAUUGGACUAUGAGCAGCGGACUGGUGUUCAGCUGAGAGUGAACGUCUCCGAUGGCAUGUAUAGUGCAAUGGCCAGCGUCUCCGUGACCAUACUUGAUUCCAAUGACAACUCACCAGUGUUCCAGCCGCCCAGUGCUCUGUCUGUUAGCGUGAUGGAGGGUGUAGGUAGCGCCCAUGUUGUGACGGUGGUCUUUGCCAAUGACACAGACCACGGCAGCAAUGGUCUUGUCACUUACACUCUACUGGCGGACAACAGUACAGAUAGUGCCGGUCAGUAUUUCAGUGUUGAUUCUACAUCGGGUAAGGUCAGCACUUUGCAGGUACUGCAUUACAAGAACAACUCCGACGUUUUCUUGCUGCUUGUCCAAGCUCAAGAUGCCGGCAUUCCUGCACGCUCAUCUGUGAAAGAAGUUAUCAUCACCAUCAUGGAUAUGAAUGACAAUGCGCCGAUUUUUGAAGACGAUCACUACGUGUUCAACAUCAGCGAAGGUUCCAGUAGUCAGAGCGUUGUCGGUGCGGUGCUGGCGAAUGACGCUGACGCUGGAUUGAACAGUCAAGUUGUCUAUCGUAUCGUCAACUCCACUGCACCCACUCUGUUCACCAUUGAUCCCAGCACUGGGCUAAUCACGACAACUGCACCAGUAGACCGGGAACAAGUGCACCAGUAUCGACUCACAAUCCAGGCUAGUGACAUGGGACAACCCGUGCUCUCCAGCACUUCGACGGUUACCGUAUAUGUGCAAGAUAUCAAUGAUAGUCCGCCAUUCUUUGAUCCUGAUCUGUCCGGGACGAUCGCUGCCAUUGCUGAGAAUUCCCCGGCUGAUACUCUAGUGGUAGUGAGCAGUGCAUUGGAUGGUGAUGCCGAUCAACAGCAGCUCUUCUACUCAAUGACCGUCGUUCAGUUCCCCCGCUCGCCUGCUGGUGGUGGUGGUGGUGGUGGUGGUGGUGGUGGCGAUGGUGGAAGUAGCACCGCGGAAAUCUUCACCAUCAACAACAGCACUGGUGAGAUACGCACGGUUCGCGACGCUUCUUCCGAGGACGCCAACAAUGCCUAUAGCGUUACUGUUGUGGUCGACGACGGCAUCUAUAACAGCUCCCAGUCGUUCCAGAUUGUUAUUGGAUUCGUUAACAGAGGAGCGCCGGUGUUCUCUGCUGCAUCUUACUAUGGAGUGGUGCAGCUAACAGCUCAGCAAGGUGUUCUAGUGUCCCGCGUGCUGGCCACAGACUCAGACUCUGGCACGUUUGGACGGGUAACCUACUCCAUUGCAAAUGAAGGUGACGCUCUGUAUGCAUCCUACUUUGGUGUCUCCUCCACUGGCGAAGUUCAGCUGAGCCAGUCCCUUAGCGCUGGCUUUGAAAUGCCAGAGAAUGGCAUCAGCUUGACGGUACGGGCUACGGACGGCGGUGGACUGUACGCCGAGAGUCAAGUCUCCGUCCUUGUGUACGCCAGUGAUAAUGUUCUGGAGCUGUGGUUUGCUGGCGAGGCAAGCACUGUUCUCCAGCAGGAUCAGGUCAUCCUGGCUGCAUUCAAUGAGAUGGUGACAUAUGGUACUAACCAACUAAGCCUCACCUCCGCUCAGUCCACUGCCCAACUACCGUCUGAUGUGAUCCAGUAUGCACACUUUAGUCAGCAGUCAACUAGCCAACCAACCAGCCAAGCGGACGAGGGAGGUAACGAGGUGCGCAAGCGUCGUCAGUUGGGCUCAGAUCCGAGCGGCACAGGCAGUCCAGCGGUCACCACACCCGCAGGCACGGUUGCAAGUAGUGCUGCUGCUGCUACACAGCUUGUGGAGGGUACUAAUCCAGCAGGUAUCACCGACAGCACGGAGAGGAUUGUCUCUACCGGCCCGUCAUCCGACCAGCAAUCCACGUCUCCGUCUAACGACACUCUGCCGGGUAGCCAGUCUCCAGCUGAACAGACUUCACAGCGUACCGCUACUGAUGAUGCCAUUGCUACCCUACCCAGCACUACUGCAGCACAGGAACCACAGGCAUGGACCCCUGUGUCAGUGUACACAUUGGGGGGUACUUGGUUUGAUAAUUUCACAGCACCAGACAGCAGACACCUCAACAGUGCACAUUUCCUGCAAUCGAAUACUUUGGAGAACGUCCUGAAUGCAUCCUUCGCUCAAGGAACACCAACACCGCGCCUGGCAAGCAUUCAAGGGUUUGUGGGCUGGAGAAAGGCCAAGAAAACUACUCUACCGCCAACGGAAGCCGAGCCAGAGCUAGUGAAAUCGUUCGUAGACAGUGCUGGUGGCAUAGCCACGCUGACUGUUGUAGCCGUUGUACUGGUCUUCAUCAUCCUCCUGCUAACUAAACGCCUUCACGAUGAGUACACAAAGGAAAAGGAUACGGCGGGAAAGGACGUUCAGCCGAUGUAUGAUGGCUGGCAGCAUGGCCUAUAUCCCACUGACCUAGGCAACGAUGGCCAGAUGUUGACGUUUGCCAAUGAUGGAGGAGAAGAAGGCGAAUAUGAUGACAUAGAAAUGCAGAGGAUGAAUGGUGCUUGGCAGCAGUACUAUGGUGAUAUGUACUCGGAUGCAGCUACCGAGGAGACUGCCGUCGGUGAGAGCGAGGUGUCGUGGGAAUCGGACGAUGCAUUGCUCAUGGAGGAGGCUGCUGUCCAUAGUCCGAUCUAUGACAACUCCCAUCAACUGUUCUAUGGUGCCAACUACAUGCAGGCACAGGCUAGCACUGUCUAUGCAGAUCAAGCGUAUGUGAGCGGUGAUUCUGAAGGCGAUUUCGACACAGUGUACGACAACGUGCGCAGACCCCAGCAAGGUUCAUUCCACGGCCAGUCGUCCGUCUACGACAACAGGCAGAACGUGAUGGCGGCCAACAUACCGUCCACAUUGCACGAAGUCAUGAAAACCUUCUUCAGUGGUGAAGAUUAUCUAGUUCAUGGAAGCGAUGACUCUGAGGAAGAGGAUGGUGAUGAGGAUGAUGGACAGGCAUCAGGAGGAGCAGUCGCAGGGGCAAUGGCAGGAAGAGGGGAGGCAGCAGACGGUGAUGCAGCUCAUGGUAUGGCACAUUCGCCGAGCGAUGAUGUAUUUAACGCGCUGCAUAAAGUGUCCUUGGCUGACCACUCGAUGGCAGAAGCAGAACUUUGAUGCCUUUUCCUGCCUGUGAACCCGACGCAUAUUUCUUGAUUCACUUUUAUCAUGGACUGAUAACACUUGAUGCUUGUGUCUAAUACUAGGCUAGCUAUGACGUAUCCUGUACUACUGUAGCUUUAUAACAUAUCCACUGCUUGUUCUGCCUUCUGUGUAUUUAUCAGCACAACUGCUCACGAUUUGUUUUAAAUUUUAAGCUGGUGUGAGAUCAUGUCUGGUACGUCACCCAUCUGGCUGGCUCCCACAGAACAAGCAUUUUAGUUUUUAUAUUAUCAGCUGUGCUGAAGUUGAGAUAUUGUUGCAUUUGAACAGGCGAUCCUUUCUUUUUUUCCUAAUUCCCAUAAUAUUGAUUUUUAACCUUUGUCAAAAUUAAAUGUGUAUGCUUGCAGUUUGCAUUUGCAACUGUUAGGGAGUCCAGUGGCGCAUUUAUCUUCUCCGGCGAUUUCCUCUACCGUACUUGAUACGGGUAGACGGUAUUCUCAGAGGCACUGUAUAACUGUGACAAUGGUGA
Sycon ciliatum is the source of this 21100-nucleotide messenger RNA. RefSeq names its product protocadherin Fat 1-like. Gene Ontology annotation, biological process: homophilic cell-cell adhesion. Gene Ontology annotation, cellular component: cell-cell junction; plasma membrane. The transcript has 5 exons. Gene Ontology annotation, molecular function: calcium ion binding. The record is from RefSeq and is a predicted model, not a curated record. The coding region runs from base 511 to 20586 and encodes 6691 amino acids. Lineage: Eukaryota; Metazoa; Porifera; Calcarea; Leucosolenida; Sycettidae.